AUGGGUGGCACAAGCACUAAGAUCUUCAAAAAGGGGGCUUCUGCAUUUUCAACUGUGACUGGUUCAGACAACGAAAGUGAAUACCAAACUAAGACCUUCGAGAGAACAUUCAAAGGAAGUCCCUUUGUAUUGAUUCGGCAAGGAUCGAUGUACUUUGAUGAAGAUGGUGAUCUAGCACAUGAGUUCUAUGUUGAAGUGGUGCCACAGGGCAAGAGAGGCAAACCAACUAUGAAAAAAGUAACUGAAUCCUUACAACCACAAGGCAGUGUACCUCUUCCUUAUCCAAGACUUCAUGUGGACUACCCAGCUGUCCUUUAUCAGGGAGAAUAUUAG
Thrips palmi is the source of this 333-nucleotide messenger RNA. Its product is annotated as tumor suppressor candidate 2-like. The transcript has a single exon. The record is from RefSeq and is a predicted model, not a curated record. Lineage: Eukaryota; Metazoa; Arthropoda; Insecta; Thysanoptera; Thripidae. Gene Ontology annotation, cellular component: mitochondrion. Bases 1 to 333 code for a protein of 110 amino acids. Gene Ontology annotation, biological process: regulation of mitochondrial membrane potential.